Molecule: messenger RNA, 865 nt
Organism: Paralichthys olivaceus (Japanese flounder)
Lineage: Eukaryota; Metazoa; Chordata; Actinopteri; Pleuronectiformes; Paralichthyidae
Source: RefSeq, a predicted model, not a curated record
AUCACACUGCACGAACCAGAGGAAGAUACAGUUCUCUACGACAUCUUCAUGUCCGAGUUCUUCAGGGAACAUCAUCGUCAACGUCUGAGAACAUGAACAAACGAAAACUGAGUCUCAGGUGGUUUGGGAGCCUCGCCAAUAUCUCCUCCCGCCGCCAGUCCAAGGCCGACAUCAAGGCCGACCUCACGGCCGACAUCAAGGCAGCCCCGAAGCAUGAUGGGAGCCUCUGCGGCGCCAGACCAGCAGCGUUGGGGGACCAGUCAGUGGACGACAUGGAGUCCUGCCUCCACAGCCCCAGCUACGCCCGCUCCAGUGACAUGUACACACAUGUGGGCACUGUGCCCCGCAGCGAGAGGCAGAAGAAGAGCAGCAGGAGUCUGAAGGAAAAGAAGAAGAGGGGGAAGGAUGAGGAGGAUGAUGGGGGGGUGAGUGGAGGGCAGGGCCAGUGGAAGGCGGGGGAGCAUGUCCCAGACUCCCUCCUGCUCAGUGCCCUGUCCAGCCUCACUUUGACCAGCGCGGACCGACCUCUGCCUGUUUCUCCAACGGCCCGGCCGCUGCCCGCCACUCCAACGCCCAGUCGAGCCUCACCUUUGACCUCAGGCCCCGAAGGCUUCCGACGUCCUUCAGGAGAACUCGGUAAGAGCCAGGAGGCACCAUCGAGGAGCAAGGAUGCUUUAGAAACCAGCAGACCUGUGAACAAUCUAUCCAACAUGGCAACUAAUGGCCCCAAAGUGGUUCCAGCGCAGGAUGUGUACGUACCGAUGGACCCGAUCACUGAAGCUGCUCGCUACAACCAAAGAGAGAAGCAGCAAAGAGACCCAGCACAGGAACCCACAGCCGGGGGGGGCGGCUCACAGGAUGUAAG